GCAUAAUUAAUGGAUCAAAUCUAUCAAAUCAACGGCCCUGAUUGAUUUCCAUCAUUCUCACCAAUAAGCCAACUUCCCUCCCCUACCUCCAUAAAUUCGUUCACAGAAAAAACAGUUCGUCACCAUUUUCAUUUUUCUUAUAGUAACAGAUAUCCAUACAGUAACCUGGUUUACUCUAGUAAGCUCUUUCUGCUAUAACUGCUUAGCCCAUCCUCUGUUCUUCUUCAAUUUACUGCUUAAUUCUUCUUCAGAUUUCCUCUUUUCUUCUCUGUUCUUCUUCCUAAAGCUUAAAGAUUUAGUGUAUUUGGAGAAUGAAACAGUUGUAUCUAAGAAGCAGAAGCCUGAAGCACAUCUUCUUCUCUCCCUCCCCCUCCCGCAUCUGCGAGAAGCGUUCUGCCGGCACUGCCAUUAUUUCCGGCAAGGACGAACCUGCAGUGAAGCCAGCGCAGAAGCCCACAUGGAGAUGCUUCUCCUAUGAGGAGAUUCACAGAGCAACUAAUGGUUUUCAUCGAAAUAAUUUAGUUGGAACAGGAGGUUAUGCUGAAGUUUUCCGGGGAGAGCUCCAAAAUGGUCAAAUUAUUGCAGUGAAGAGGUUGACAACAGCAGCCACCGAUGAACAGAAGGAGAAGGAGUUCUUAACAGAGCUAGGAACUGUUGGUCAUGUCAGGCACCCCAAUGUGACUGCAUUUUUGGGCUGUUGCAUUGAUCAAGACCUGCAUCUCAUCUUCGAAUUCUCUUCUCGUGGCUCUGUUUCAUCGAAUCUCCAUAAUGCAAAUUCACCUCCAAUGGAAUGGAAACUCCGGUAUAAAAUUGUGGUCGGAACGACUCGAGGUCUCCAUUAUCUGCACAAGGGAUGCCAGAGAAGGAUCAUUCACAGGGAUAUCAAGACAUCGAACGUUUUGCUGUCGGCGAGCUUUGAGCCUCAGAUUUCAGACUUUGGGCUUGCAAAAUGGCUUCCAUCAGAGUGGAAUCAUCGCUCCGUCGCACCGAUCGAAGGCACCUUUGGGUGCUUAGCGCCAGAGUACUUCACGCAUGGGAUUGUGGACGAGAAAACUGAUGUUUUUGCAUAUGGAGUAUUCAUAUUGGAGAUGAUAUCAGGGAGAAAACCUGUAGAUGGAUCCCACAGAAGUCUGCUUAGCUGGGCCAAACCCUAUUUAAAUGAUGGAAAGUUAGAAAUGUUAGUAGAUGCAAGGUUAGGAGAGGAUUAUGAUAUUAAUCAAUUGAAGAGACUCACCUUCAUAGCUUCCCUAUGCAUCAGAGCAAAUGCAACAUGGCGCCCUUCCAUGACUCAGGUGUUGGACAUCAUCAAUAACGGCGACAUGUCGUCGGAGCGUUGGAAGAUGCCAGAGUCGGAAGAAGAUGAGGAUGAUGAAUUUUGGAUUUUUAAUGAUCUUGAUGAUUGCGACUCACCAACAUCAUCAUCAUUAUCAUCAAUGGGCAGCUCCUAACGGCAUUACUUUAUUAGUAUUAUGUGAUCUAAUCCAUGUUUUGAACAUGUAUGAAACAACUAUAUGGAGAUGGAUUGAUGAAUGACCAAACCUAACCCCAUUGGAAAAUUAAAAAGAUGGGGGCAGGAAUGU
Molecule: messenger RNA, 1580 nt
Organism: Phalaenopsis equestris
Lineage: Eukaryota; Viridiplantae; Streptophyta; Magnoliopsida; Asparagales; Orchidaceae
Product: probable receptor-like serine/threonine-protein kinase At5g57670
Exons: 8
Coding region: 312-1448 (378 amino acids)
Biological process (GO): protein phosphorylation
Molecular function (GO): protein kinase activity; ATP binding
Source: RefSeq, a predicted model, not a curated record